Pongo pygmaeus (Bornean orangutan) is the source of this 340-nucleotide messenger RNA. Its product is annotated as large ribosomal subunit protein eL39. Gene Ontology annotation, cellular component: cytosolic large ribosomal subunit; ribosome. The transcript has a single exon. Gene Ontology annotation, molecular function: structural constituent of ribosome. NCBI's taxonomy places the organism in Eukaryota, Metazoa, Chordata, Mammalia, Primates, Hominidae. Gene Ontology annotation, biological process: translation. The record is from RefSeq and is a predicted model, not a curated record. Bases 59 to 214 code for a protein of 51 amino acids.
GAAUGAGCUCUUUUCCUUUCUCCGCCAUCGUGGUGUGUUCUUGACUCCGCUUCUCGCCAUGUCUUCUCACAAGACUUUCAGGAUUAAGCGAUUCCUGGCCAAGAAACAGAAGCAAAAUCGUCCCAUUCCCCAGUGGAUUCGGAUGAAAACUGGAAAUAAAAUCAGGUACAACUCCAAAAGGAGACAUUGGAGAAGAACCAAGCUGGGUCUAUAAGGAAUUGCACAUGAGAUGGCACACAUAUUUAUGCUGUCUGAAGGUCACGAUCAUGUUACCAUAUCAAGCUGAAAAUGUCACCACUAUCUGGAGAUUUCGACGUGUUUUCCUCUCUGAAUCUGUUAU